This is a messenger RNA of Panicum virgatum (switchgrass), 1631 nucleotides long. Its product is annotated as BTB/POZ and MATH domain-containing protein 2-like. The record is from RefSeq and is a predicted model, not a curated record. Lineage: Eukaryota; Viridiplantae; Streptophyta; Magnoliopsida; Poales; Poaceae. Gene Ontology annotation, molecular function: protein binding. Gene Ontology annotation, biological process: protein ubiquitination. The transcript is spliced from 2 exons. The coding region runs from base 175 to 1272 and encodes 365 amino acids.
AGAGGAAGGCAGCGACGCUGACCCUUCGCCUUCCCCGUCCCCAUCCGGUCUUCCCCCAAAUUCUGGGCGCGCAAAACCCUACGACGCCUCGCCGCGCCGGCCGCCGUAGAGAAAUCACACUAGGAGUCGGAGAGGGAAAGGGAGACGACCAGCUCCAGAUAGAUUAGGUGUGGCAUGUCCGCCUCUACGGCCGCCGCCGGCGGCAAACCGUCGAGGUCCUCCUCCGCUAUCGUCGCCGACACCGCGAGCGGGUACCACAUCCUCAGGAUCGAUGGCUACUCCGGCACCAAGGGUACCCCAACAGGCGAGUUCCACAAGUCCCACACUUUCACCAUUGGGGGUCAGCGCUGGUUCAUCCGCUAUUACCCCAACGGCGUCAAUCCGGCGUCUAUAGACUACGUAUAUUUUUAUCUUGUGCUUGACCAAAGUGUCAACAAGGAGGUGAAAGCGCAGCACAAAAUCCGUUUUUCCGAUCAGGUGGAAGCGACCCCCUUGUCAUUCGAACAAGUAAUCACCUUCCGUAGCCAUUCAAGUUCGGUCUAUCCAAUGUUCAUCAAGAGGGAAAACUUGGAGAAAUCAGAGCAUCUCAAGGAUGAUUCUUUCGUGGUCCGGUGUGACAUCAUGAUCAUCAACAAUAUAUAUGCCAAGGAGCUCCCUGAUGCCAUCACACCGGCUUUUAUCUCCGUGCCCCCCUCAGACCUGAGCAUGCACUUUGGCGAUCUCCUUGUAACUCAGAAUGGUGCCGACGUGGUGUUUGAGGUCGGCAGCCAGACAUUCCCUGCACACCGGUGUGUGCUUGCGGCCCGGUCUCCAGUCUUGAGGGCAGAGCUCUUUGGCGCAAUGAAGGAGAGUGUUGCUUCGAAUGUCGUCCGCAUAUACGACAUGGAGGCUCAGGUAUUCAAGGCUUUGCUCUAUUUCAUGUACACUGAUUCGUUGCCUAAGGCGAAAAAAGAUGAUGAAGAGGACGAAGAAGAGGAAGAUGUCAUGUCCCAGCACUUGCUUGUCGCUGCGGACAAGUACAACUUGGAGAGGCUUAAAUUGAUUUGUGAAGACAAGUUAUGCAAGUACAUUGAUGUGGGCACAGUGGCUACCAUCUUGGCACUAGCGGAACAGCACCAUUGCCAUGGACUGAAGAAGGCAUGCUUUCACUUUCUGAGCUCUCCCACAAAUCUGAGGGCAGUCAUGGCGACUGACGGGUUCAAACAUCUACAAAGAAGCUGCCCUGCGAUUAUGGAGGAGUUGAUUCUCAUGCUUGCCAAUUUGGUUCAGUGAUUCUGAAUUUCUGAUACUUAAUGGUUUAGAAAUGGUUGUUGAUAUUCUCUAGAUUUCUAUGUCCAGGUAGUGUUUAGCAAUGGCUGUUCCUGAUUUCCAGGUAGACUAAAUCUAUCCUAAGUUCCUAACUCUCACGGAGAUGCCAGGAUAGUCUGGCUUGUCUGUUCUUUGUAGUUGACUGCAUGUUUUGCAACUCUAGCAAUCUAUUGGAAUUUGGAAAUGACUUUGGUAUCAGCUGGAUGGUUAUUUGAUUUUCCACUGAAACUCCAAAUUCUCUGGUUAAUGUUAUCUGGCAAAGAAUUGUACUUUGUCUCUCUGAUAAAGGAAAUGCAAUGAACUAUUUUGUUCGAUGUUACCUA